AUGAAAGCUCUGAAUGGCACAUUUCUUGCUCUCUCUUGUAUUGUCGUCGGUCUUCGUGUCUGGACACGGACAAAGAUUUCCAGAUGCUGGGGAUGGGAUGACUGGUUCAUGCUGUUGACCUUGGCGAAACCAACGACGCUGGCGAAUCUCAAUACAUAUGCUGCAGUAAGCGCUACACGAUAUGAACCGUCUUGCGACUCUACAACAAGUACUGACAUCUACCAACAGCUCAUCUGCGCAGAACAAGCCCUCUACAUCGCCGGCACCAUCUGCCUCAAGAUCUCCUUAGCCCUCUUCUUCCUCCGCUUCCUGAUCGUCCGCUGGUCCCGCUACGUGGUCUGGAUCUCCGUCAUCGUCUACAGCACCGUCGCAACCGCAAUGUUUUUCCUUGUGGUUUUCGAAUGCGGACUUCCAGGCAACUACGCCAUGAAAACAGCUUUAGGUCAAUGCCUCUCCUUCCGUGUCCUAUCCAACACUGGCUAUGUCCAUGGCGCUCUGAACGCAAUCACCGAUUGGGUGUUUCCCGUCCUGGCCAUCCAAUUCCUGGUUCGCUGCACCAAGAUGUCUUGGGCGUCUAAACUUUCCUGCUGUGGGAUUCUGAUGCUUGCAGUCGUAGGCAGUAUUGCGUCCAUCGUGCGCACUGUCUAUAUCCCCAUGUUCGGUCCGGAGGGAAACAUCUACUCACGGUCAAUGAAGCCUUUGAUAUGGACAAUGAUCGAAGGCGCACUGGGCAUCAUCGCCGCCAGUCUCGCUACUCUGCGCCCGCUGUUCCAGAAGUGUGCGGGCAAAACACGAUCAGCACUUCAAAGCAAAAGCACUGGGGAGAGGUGUCUAGCAAAGUCAUCUUUGAGCAGUACAUUGAAUUGUUUUGGUGGCUCCCGUACGCCUGCAGACAGUCCCCAAGAGUCAGAGGCAGAGAAAUGCGAUACGAUGGAUUUGGAGAGUGGAGAACAUAGCAAGAUUGUUACGCAGCCGCUGCAUUUGGGUGUGUUGAGCAGCGUGGCUACGGAGACGCAAUUCACGACGAAGAUGGAUAGGGCGAGGGCAUUCGGGAGUACGAUAUGA
Molecule: messenger RNA, 1065 nt
Organism: Aureobasidium namibiae CBS 147.97
Lineage: Eukaryota; Fungi; Ascomycota; Dothideomycetes; Dothideales; Saccotheciaceae
Exons: 2
Coding region: 1-1065 (354 amino acids)
Source: RefSeq, a predicted model, not a curated record